AUGAUAGGCAGUUUUUAUAGUGAAAAAUUUCGUCGUUUGUAUUUAACAAUCAUUCUUGUUAAUACUAUCACAGUACAAUCAAAUGCCAGUAAUAUUAUCCAACAAAUUCGUUCAAAUCAACGAAAUGAUUUAAUUUCAUUAAAUGCAAAUUUUCAACGACGAGAAAAAUUAAUUGAAAUACUUGAAACAAAAGAAAGUUUAACAAUUGAUUCAGAAGAAUUAUUAACAAUAUUAAAUAAUAUUCAUAAUGAUCGAAUUAUAAAUGAAAAUUCUCUUAAUAAACAUCAAGUUCAAUAUGAAAUGUUAUGUUUAAGAACAGCUUGUGAAGUCUAUAGAGAAACAGCUAAACAUUUACCACAACUUUAUAUAAUAUUACGAGAUUCUAAUAUGGAGUUUAAAAUUGCAAUAAAAUGUCAUUCAUGGUUAUUAUGUUUUUCCAAUGAAAUUAAUAAAAAAUAUCCAAAUUUAUCUGAAAAUUUAAUUGAUUAUCAACAUGAAUGGAAAGAAUAUUUAUAUUCAACAACUAAAGCUGACUUUGUUAAUAAAUCUUCAUUAGAAAAACAACAACAAUUAAACAUUGAUCCAUUAAAUCUAGUUAAACAUAUAGCUGAUCUAUCACAAUCAAUGAAUAAUGAUCUAUUCCCAAUAUUUGAACAUUUAUUUGAAAAAAUUAAUUUAUUAAAUGAAAAAAGUUGUUCAACAAAAGAUGAAAUGCUUCUGGGUGAAUCACUUGCUCGUAGUUAUUUAACUCAUUUUCGUUCAAUUUAUUCUUCUCAACAUCAUUCAACAUGUUCAUCUUUAAUUGAUUUAUUUAUUUAA
Molecule: messenger RNA, 819 nt
Organism: Rotaria sp. Silwood1
Lineage: Eukaryota; Metazoa; Rotifera; Eurotatoria; Philodinida; Philodinidae
Source: the annotation of a GenBank genome assembly